UGUCGGUUACAGCCGGAGUAUAGGGGCAACAUAAUUAGCUCUGCACUAUUCUUAGCUAUGGUUUCGUAUUUGCUGUGGCGAAUGGCACUGCCCGAGUUGCCCCGGGAAAUAUAAAGCCAUUGUUUGUCCACUGUUUCCGACGCUCUCAAUUUGCAACACUAUCGAUACCAAAACAAAAUAUACUCAUUCACCAUGAAGCUGUACCUCUCCCUCCUCGUGGGCCUUUCUGCCAUCAAUGCCGCUCUUGGCAACGAGGCCACUUGCUCCGGAGAUGCCGAGCUAGUCAACCAACAUCAGGGACAGAAAUACACGCAGGAAAUCGCCAGCCAAACCAAUUCGGAGACGGUUCGCGUGUUGCACCCGGGUGACGUUGCUACUAUGGAUCUCCGGCCCGGAAGGUUGAAUGUCCAUGUCGAUGAAAAUGAUGCUAUUCAAAAGGCUACUUGUGGUUAACCGGGUUUCAUGAUGCUGGUGUGGAAUUGAAAAAUAACUUUAAUUUUACUUCAUAUACAUAUUUCAGUACAUUGUCAAUACAUUUCUUGGGUGGUGGCUAGGUCUCUGUCACAGCCAACCAUUUCAGCAGCUCACAUGCAGUGGAGUAGUAAUUGUGAUGAUUGAAGAAAUCCAAGACGUAUUCUCACUCUCCGAACACUUUCCAAUCUAUU
This is a messenger RNA of Aspergillus ruber CBS 135680, 665 nucleotides long. RefSeq names its product protein aeiA (gene aeiA). The transcript has 3 exons. The record is from RefSeq and is a predicted model, not a curated record. Bases 193 to 453 code for a protein of 86 amino acids. NCBI's taxonomy places the organism in Eukaryota, Fungi, Ascomycota, Eurotiomycetes, Eurotiales, Aspergillaceae.